This is a messenger RNA of Echinostoma caproni, 576 nucleotides long. NCBI's taxonomy places the organism in Eukaryota, Metazoa, Platyhelminthes, Trematoda, Plagiorchiida, Echinostomatidae. The record is from the annotation of a GenBank genome assembly.
AUGGUCGAGCGUUUUCACCAGCAACUGAAAGUGCCAUGGCAGCCCAGAUCAGCCUUCAAAGCUGAUCUGCAGUUCACACCGGCAGAGCUGACUUUCGAUCGCAUAUUGCGUCUCCCAGGAGAAAUGGUGGCACCGACCCCACCUACCGACUUCAACUACGGUGACUAUGCAGCUCAUUUAGUACAUCGCAUGCUACAGUUGCAUAUUCAACCAUCUCGCCAGCAAACAACCCUAGCCUACCUCUCCCCCAGAUUAGCCGAAAGCUCUCAUAUUUUGCUCAGGGCAGAGGUUCGCGCACCACUGCAACCUCAAUACAGCGGCCCACAUAAGGUACUGCGACGCUUGAAGAAAGCCUACGUAAUAGAGCGCAACGGUAAACGUGAGAUCAUCAGUAUUGACCGGAUUAAAUCUGCGCACUUGGGGGAAACCGAUCCUUGCACUAAUCAUCCUCCACCCGUUGCGCCACCCGUAAUUCCCGUGUCAAUAAGUCCUGCUCCCUCCACUCCGGUAAACCCCGCGACACCCUUGGAGCAGGCACCUGAUCCAGACCCACCCCAUCAGAUCACUAGUCCCUGA